This is a messenger RNA of Physeter macrocephalus (sperm whale), 4432 nucleotides long. It is a transcript of the gene NMT2, whose product is annotated as N-myristoyltransferase 2. Bases 56 to 1552 code for a protein of 498 amino acids. The transcript is spliced from 12 exons. The record is from RefSeq and is a predicted model, not a curated record. Lineage: Eukaryota; Metazoa; Chordata; Mammalia; Artiodactyla; Physeteridae. Gene Ontology annotation, cellular component: cytoplasm. Gene Ontology annotation, molecular function: glycylpeptide N-tetradecanoyltransferase activity. Gene Ontology annotation, biological process: N-terminal peptidyl-glycine N-myristoylation.
CGCGCCGGCCCCCAGCGCCAGCUGCCGGAGCGCCGCCCCAGCCCGCGCCGCCGCGAUGGCGGAGGACAGCGAGUCCGCGGCCAGCCAGCAGAGCCUGGAGCUGGACGACCAGGACACGUGCGGGAUCGACGGGGACAAUGAGGAGGAGACGGAGCACGCCAAGGGAAGUCCUGGAGGUGAUUUGGGUGCCAAAAAGAAAAAGAAGAAACAGAAGAGAAAAAAGGAGAAACCGAAUUCCGGAGGCACCAAGUCAGACUCGGCAUCUGAUUCCCAGGAGAUUAAAAUUCAGCCGCCUUCAAAAAAUCCCACCAUUCCAAUGCAGAAGUUGCAGGAUAUCCAGAGGGCAAUGGAGCUGUUAUCCGCAUGCCAGGGCCCCGCCAGGAACAUUGAUGAGGCUGCCAAACACAGAUACCAGUUUUGGGACACUCAGCCGGUACCCAAACUAAAUGAAGUAAUAACAUCUCAUGGCGCAAUUGAAGCUGAUAAAGAAAACGUGCGUCAAGAACCGUAUUCCCUGCCACAGGGUUUUAUGUGGGACACUUUAGAUUUGGGUAACGCCGAAGUGCUCAGGGAGCUGUACACCCUGCUGAAUGAGAAUUACGUGGAGGAUGACGACAACAUGUUCCGGUUUGACUAUUCGCCCGAGUUCCUGCUGUGGGCUCUGCGUCCCCCAGGCUGGCUCCUCCAGUGGCACUGUGGAGUCAGGGUGUCUUCGAACAAAAAACUAGUGGGGUUCAUCAGCGCCAUUCCCGCGAACAUUCGGAUCUACGACAGCGUGAAGAAGAUGGUCGAAAUCAACUUUCUUUGUGUUCAUAAGAAAUUGAGAUCAAAACGGGUAGCCCCAGUGUUGAUUCGAGAAAUAACCAGAAGAGUGAACCUGGAAGGGAUUUUCCAGGCUGUUUAUACCGCUGGAGUGGUUCUUCCGAAGCCAGUGGCCACAUGCAGAUACUGGCAUCGAUCACUAAACCCCAGAAAACUGGUAGAAGUGAAAUUUUCUCACUUGAGUAGAAAUAUGACUUUGCAGAGAACAAUGAAGCUGUACAGACUUCCAGAUGUUACAAAAACUUCAGGCUUGAGGCCAAUGGAACCAAGAGAUAUCAAAGCUGUUCAAGAACUAACCAACAGUUACCUGAAGCAGUUUCAUCUAGCCCCGGUGAUGGAUGAAGAGGAAGUAGCCCACUGGUUCCUCCCCCAGGAGCACAUCAUUGACACUUUUGUAGUGGAGAACUCCAGUGGUAAACUAACUGACUUCCUGAGCUUCUACACGCUCCCCUCCACAGUCAUGCAUCACCCCGCUCACAAGAGCCUCAAAGCCGCCUACUCCUUCUACAAUAUCCACACAGAGACGCCGCUGCUGGACCUCAUGAAUGACGCGCUCAUCAUCGCCAAGCUGAAAGGAUUUGAUGUAUUCAAUGCGCUAGAUUUGAUGGAAAAUAAGACAUUCUUGGAAAAACUCAAGUUUGGCAUAGGCGAUGGCAAUUUACAGUAUUACUUGUACAACUGGAGGUGUCCAGGGACAGAGUCCGAAAAAGUUGGACUCGUAUUACAGUAGAUGGAUAUUUCUGUUUCUAGAACUCUGAUGGCAACAUUUGUUAAUAUCCUAGUUAAUGAUUCCUGGACCUGCCAUUCCAAAGAAUAAAAGCACAACCUAAGUGACAUCGAAGUGUCAGUAACAGAAAAGAUGGAAAAACAUCCAUUGGUGACCAAUAGAACACACUUCUAGCUAGAAUGUUAACAUUCAUCCUUUUUUCACUGUUGACCCAUUUGUAGGAGGGAUGGAAGGAGGAUACAAAGAGCACAUUCCUCUGAUUUUCAACCUUCUGACUGUCUCUCAAUGAAGAGAAGGUAUUUGUCCCUCUCUAGAAAAAUGGACCACUUUUCUAUGGAUUGAACAGAAAUCACAGAAUCGUGUAAGAAAAUCUUUGCCAUUGUGUGGAGAUAAACUGCUGCCUUUCUGUUUAUUAAGCGGGGGUCUGUGGGUCCGUGUAGCAGAAUGAGGGAGCUGGAAAGGGUUUACUUAUGUCACUACACAUGAUCUCAUCGGGAACAUCUACGGAGCCAGCAUUUCUGUAACGCAGUGAUGAGCGGUAGGUGUUAAAGUGAAGAGUGAGAUAAAAAUGUACUGGUUGACUAUUUCUCUAGAAGCAAAGUUGCCAAAUCGAUAAACACACAAAUGGGUACUUUGAUCUUCAGCAGGUUCGUGGAUUGGUUCCAAAGCAAGGUUUGGGGCAAACAUUAAAUGUGUUCUCUGAAGAGCACACAACCCUGGCAAACUAUAGACUGUUCUGCUCCUGCAGAGACUCUUUUCUUCUCAGCAACAGCCAGGGUAUGUGAGGAAAAGAAAAAUCAAAGCCCUCAAGUCAGAAGACAUGCCCAGUGGAGUUUGAGUGCCAUGAGGACACUGAUAAUUUGAAUGUUUUUUAUUACUUAUGCAGAAUUGCACAUAUUUCUGUAUCCUGACUCUAAUUUAUCAUGAAAGCUGUCGUGCUCUAGGAAGGUGUCUUAUUUGUAAAUAAGUUUUGUGGUUUUGUUACUGAUGGUGUUUUUAUCUAGGAUUUGAAAAACCAAGUUUCUCGGUGUACAUAGAUAAUGUAUAUAUCACCAAUAGCCCAAGGGGAAAAAGAUGCUGGACAAGGCCACCUAAAACGGCCUCGACUCAAAUACCACAAAGUAGAUACUUCUUCCUGCCUUUAUGUACCAGUGCCUAGGCCGUUCAGUCCAGGAAAAUCUAAUUACCUUUGACAACAGGAUGCCCUUCCUUCGUGUUAUAAGUAGUCAAAGGACACAAUCAUACCUUAUAAAAACCAGGCAGGAGCUAGCACACUGUGUACAGCCCACGAGCUAAGAAUGGUGUUUACAUUUUUGAAUGGUUGAGGAGAAAAAAAAAUAAUGUUUUGUGACACAUAAAAACUACAGGAAAUUCAGAUUUCAGCAUCCAUAAAUAAAGUUUUAUGGGAACAAGGCCUCAUUCAUUCAUGUGUUGCCUGUACGUGGCAGGCAGAGUUGAGUUGUUCCGACAGAGACUGUGGACCCAAAGGCCUAAACCUGGCCCUUUAGGGAAAACGUUCUAUUGCCCCUGAUUUCCCCUAAAAAUCAGAAAGCCUCUUUCUGCAGCUUCCCGUCAUCCUGAAGGCCACCCCACAGCUGUGGCACCCUGGGACCUCCACUAGGGGGCAUGCGUGGGCUCCGAAGUCAUCCUUAAUUUAGGACACCACUGCUUUCCUUCUGGAAGACGCAAGGGAAGACUUCUCCUAUAGGAUGAUUCAAACCCAAUUGCGUUACCUUUUUUUCCCUAAUGUGAGGAGGAUGCCUGCAGAAGCAAAAGUGAAUCAAUUCACUGAAACACCAGAAUUAAGUAAACAAGAUUUUUAACAUAAUCCAGUCGAGGAUCCAGUUGGGAAUUAUGUUCCACUCAUUUUUAUCGCACAGUCUUACAUGAAGUAGGUUUUCGAAUAAUUGCAGGAUUGUCCCUCAGAAAUUGUGUCACGGGCUCACCUCAUGACAAAACUGUGGCAUUGUUCCUCUAUUCACUUACAUAAUUGCAGUUAAUAGAGUUCAUGUUCUUUUACUCAGUAAUUUUUAAAUACAGUAAUUUAUAAAUUAUUAGCACAUUUGCCGCUUUAUAAUGCCUCUUUAUAAUUUACGCAUGUUACCAAUGAGCAUUUUAAAGUAGAAAAUCAGUACAGCUGCUUGUGUUUAUAAAGUAGCCGUUAGAACUAAAUUUCAAUGCAAUAUACAGCGUCUUAUAGAUUCAAAAAACCCACACCACCCCGUGUCCUUUGUCAGUAAUGGAGAUGCUCUGGUCCAUGCCGUAUCCGUGCCCACACACCCCGCCUUUUUUUGGUCAAGAUGGCAUUCAGUAAAUUUAAAUAGAGGUGGCAUAAUCCACAGAUCAACCAGAAUUUAGGCUGAAAGUAAACUUUGGCAAGCCAGUACCUUCCCCGUAAAUUACAGAAAGCACCUUUUCCAAACACAUGCUGUAAACAGCAGAUGCUUUAACACAGAGCACUGAUUCUGCUCCAUAAACUAACACGAGUGACCUCUGUCAUGGCAGACCCACCUCUGAGCAUCCAAGCUCCUCCGCUUAUUUUCUUAUUCUCUUCCUGCUUUAUUUCACCUAAUUACCAUCAUACUUUGGAUACAUGCUAAAGUCCCAAGGAAGUAAGUUAACCGUGUAAAGCGGUGAAUUCUACCUAGUCAGAAUACCUUAUCUAGCAAUUUUGAUAAAUGUUUAGCCUUUCUCCCAGGCCCACGCUUAGGCCUGCCUACAAAGAAAGGCAAACUGACAGUAAAAAAUGAUAAUGUUUCUGAGGACAAUGUAUUGCUUGGCAUUUACUAUCUUUCCUUUACAACUAACUGAUGGCGCACCUGCCAUCCAGUUUCAUCUCCCCCGCCAACUAGAACUGUGUUUGUGUGGCCUAUUUGCCAAGUU